Messenger RNA from Cavia porcellus (domestic guinea pig), 2067 nucleotides. It is a transcript of the gene Chad, whose product is annotated as chondroadherin. Gene Ontology annotation, molecular function: protein binding. The transcript is spliced from 4 exons. NCBI's taxonomy places the organism in Eukaryota, Metazoa, Chordata, Mammalia, Rodentia, Caviidae. Gene Ontology annotation, cellular component: extracellular matrix. Bases 594 to 1673 code for a protein of 359 amino acids. The record is from RefSeq and is a predicted model, not a curated record.
CCCUCCCGUCUCCUUAAGGUUUGGAGCCAGAGGGGGAAACCAGACACCAGAGCGGCUCUCACGGGCGACGCCACAGAAGGGCCGACCACAGGAGACGCAUCCGGCUGUCCAGCCUGUCCAGCCGUGCUUCCUCCCUGCCGGGUCCAGGGCACCCCGCCGAGGUCGGAGGGGCGGGAGGUGCAUGGAGACUCAGACUUAAGCAAACAAAUAAGUUCUGGGAACGCCUCCCUCUCUCUGGUGCAAACUUGGGGCUUGAGACACAACCACUCCCCCAUUCUCCCUUAAAAAAAAAGCCAAGGAGGAGGCUGAGAAGCAGCUGCAUCCCAGAGCAGGAAGCAAAGGUCAGGCCAGCAGGGGGGUCCCGGGCUCCCCAGCAUGGUGGCCACCUGCAGGAAGGGGCCCCCAUAGCCCUCACCAUCGAGAGCUGGAGGCACCUUGGGCACGAGGGGGUUAAGUCCAGUGGCCUCGAUACUCCACGUAGUAGCUGGCUCGGCUGCCAGCUGCGGUCAGGGCUACCGUAUAAAUAGGUUAGGAGACCCGAGUGCCACCGACGACUGGCUGCCGCCUCCAGCCCGGUGUCCAAGCAGCCCACCAUGGCCCGUGCAGGGCUCCUGCUCAGCCUCGGCCUCCUGGCCAGCCUGCUGCCGGCGCUGGCUGCCUGCCCCCAGAACUGCCACUGCCACGGUGACCUGCAGCACGUCAUCUGUGACAAGGUUGGGCUGCAGAAGAUCCCCAAGGUGUCAGAGAAGACCAAGCUGCUCAACCUGCAGCGCAAUAACUUCCCAGUGCUGGCUGCCAACUCAUUCCGCGCCAUGCCGAACCUGGUGUCGCUACACCUGCAGCACUGCCAGAUCCGAGAGGUGGCCGCUGGCGCCUUCCGGGGCCUCAAGCAGCUCAUCUACCUGUACCUGUCCCACAACGACAUCCGCACGCUGCGGGCCGGUGCCUUCGACGACCUGACGGAGCUCACCUACCUCUACCUGGACCACAACAAAGUGACCGAGCUGCCCCGGGGGCUGCUGUCCCCUCUGGUUAACCUCUUUAUCCUGCAGCUCAACAACAACAAGCUCCGAGAGCUGCGGGCAGGCGCCUUCCAGGGCGCCAAGGACCUGCGCUGGCUCUACCUGUCGGAGAAUGCGCUCAGCUCCCUGCAGCCCGGUGCCCUUGACGACGUGGAGAACCUCGCCAAGUUCUACCUGGACAAGAAUCAGCUGUCCAGCUACCCGGCCGCCGCCUUGAACAAGCUGCGUGUGGUGGAGGAGCUGAAGCUGUCCCACAACCCUCUGAAGAGUGUUCCUGAUGGCGCCUUCCAGUCCUUCGGCCGCUACCUGGAGACGCUGUGGCUGGACAACACCGGCCUGGAGAAGUUCUCGGAUGGCGCCUUCCUGGGUGUGACCACCCUGAAACAUGUCCAUCUGGAGAACAACCGGCUGAACCAGCUGCCCCCCAGCUUCCCCUUUGACAACCUGGAGACCCUUACCCUCACCAACAACCCCUGGAAGUGCACCUGCCAGCUUCGGGGUCUGCGGCGGUGGCUGGAAGCCAAGACUUCUCGCCCAGACGCCACCUGCGCAUCACCCGCCAAGUUCAGGGGCCAGCACAUCCGCAACACGGACGCCUUCCGCAGCUGCAAAUCCCCCACAAAGAGGUCCAAGAAGGCCGGCCGCCACUGAGCAGGUCCUGACCCGGCCAGUCCUGGUGACUGGCCUCUGCUCUCCGCCCGACAGACUAGUGCCCUUCCACUGCCACCUCCCCCGGCCUCCACCACGUACGUCCUGGCAGGCCGCCUGACAGGACCCAGGAAGGACAUGGAGCCCUCCCCAGCCAUCACGCUGGCCACACGGGGCUCCUCUCAUCACGGAAGCUGAUCCCAGAAGGAGGUGAUCACCGGGAUCACACUUCCCUUUCCCGACCAUCUGGAAGCAGACAUCAGACCCUUGUCCCUGCCCCACUCCCUGGCCCCCGCCUGCCAGGAUGGCCUAACAGGACGCCAGAGCUUUGCCACAUAGCCGUCCAUGCUGUGUCCUGCCCAGAUUUCUAUAAGAAUAAAUUUAUGUCUGUAUAACA